Molecule: messenger RNA, 4865 nt
Organism: Thunnus maccoyii (southern bluefin tuna)
Lineage: Eukaryota; Metazoa; Chordata; Actinopteri; Scombriformes; Scombridae
Gene: trim8b
Product: tripartite motif containing 8b
Exons: 6
Coding region: 1524-3308 (594 amino acids)
Source: RefSeq, a predicted model, not a curated record
GUUUAACAGCUCGCCUGCAUUCCUCCUCUCUCUGAGAGCCUGGUCGAUACAGACAGAGAAAGAAAAGAGGGGACAGAGAAAACACAGAUUAUUAUACAGAACAACCCUGCUGGAUUUUUAUAAAUAAACCCGAGUCGGCUCACACCGGACACAUUUGACGACACCGGGGGGGCAACGAAAACAGAAAAUAACCACGUCAAGACUGCACCUUUGGACCUACAACCACGACAGGGGGAGGAAAAAAAAGGCUUGUUUUUCUUUUAUAAUGACGGGAGUUUCAGCGUUGAUAAGCCUGUGUAGGUCAGCUAUCGAAAAGCAGCUUUGUUGAAACAGCCGCGGCGGAUAUCUCCCCUUCAUUUAUAUAUAUAUAUUUAUAUAUAUAUGAAAGAGGAUUUGCAAGAUGGCUGAUGACAGCUACCCCUAACAAGGACAGAAAAAAGCGACGUCCCCUUUAAGAUUAGGAGGGUAUAUUUUUGUAUUUUAUCAGUUAAAUAUAUAAUUAUGACUACAGCUUGUGUUAAUAAGGCUCGUCCUUGUCUGGAAAUAGUGCAAAUCUAAGUGUUAAUCUGUACCUGUGCUGUGGUAGAAAAUGGUGAGGUGACGUCUGAGGUAACGUUAACGGUUAAUUUACGUUACGGUUUAAUCGAGAUAAGGAAGUAGAUAAAUAUGUUGUUGGCUAAAGGCUGAGGCGACAAUAGGUGAAAAAGGUGGACACCAAAGUUUAAAACAAAGAGUCCAGAGCUGAUUAAUAAUAGUAAUAAUAAUCUUUUAGGGGGAUAUUUGAUAGAUGUGUUUGCGACAGCAGCCAACAUUCCUGCGGAUCCUAAAACCCUUUGUUUUGUGCGCAGGAGCCGGACUCGACUAUUAAAAACGAUUAACUAUGCAGUAAACAGCCUCGAAAUGAUGGCCUGGGUCUGAUUUUCUAUUUAAUGAGAUUAUAAGGCCUUUGUUGUCGACAGAAAACUGGCAGAAAAAAAAAGAGCCGAGGCCUUGUGUACAGAUAUGCGAGCUGUGCCACAUAGCAGGCGUUAUUCAUCAAACACAAAUGUCGUUUUUUAUGUCAAAUUGAAGGGCUGGAGGUCGCCUAUGUUGUUAAUCUGAUCAGUAAAACUGUGUUUUUUCUCCGUCUACUGCCAAACCGUCGCUGUUGUGUAUGUAUAAUUGAAUUGCUGGUGGAGGCUCCUUGGAUACUUAUUUAUGAUUCAGCGGACAAAAGCAUUGCGCUGCGUUGUGGUUAUUGAGGGAUUCAAGCGUCCUUGAGGUCAGAUUCAACACAUUCAGGUUUAAAAGCUGUGCGUGUGUGUGUGUAUGUGUAUAUGUGUGUGUGUGAACAGUAAUCAGGGUGUGGACUGGAGCAGUCCUUUUCUCGUGGUUUUCAUGCUUCGUUUGUUGGUCUGAAUUGGUCCUCAGUCAAUCAUAAUCCGACGCUGAAGUCAAGGAAGCUCUUCAAGACUCAUUUUGAGAGUGUCAGGUUUCCUGUGCUGAGGACAGAGAGUCAUAGAAGUGGAGAACAGAGUUAGUGUAUGCCUGCCCGCACCAUGAUGGCCUCUGACAUGGCUGAGACGUGGAGGAACUGUUUUGAGGAGGAGCUCAUCUGCCCCAUCUGCCUGCACGUGUUCUCAGAUCCCAUCCAGCUGCCCUGCAAGCACAACUUCUGCCGGGGCUGCAUCAGCGAGGCCUGGGCCAAAGACUCCUCGCUGGCCCGCUGCCCUGAGUGCAAUCAUGCUUACACGCAGAAGCCCAGCCUGGAGAAGAACCACAAACUGUCCAACAUAGUCGAGAAGUACAACGCCCUGAGCGUGGAGAAGGCCACCACGCCGGCGUUGCAGUGCAUCUUGUGCCGCCGUGGCCCACCACUCCCUGCAGUGAAAGUCUGCCUGCGCUGCAACGCCCCGUGCUGCCAGUCCCACAUCCAGACACACCUGCAGCAGCCGUGCUCAGCCCUGGGGCACCUGUUGGUGGAGGCGGAGGCGGUGAAGGCCUGGACCUGCCCUCAGCAUGACGAGUACAGGCUGUACCACUGCGAGGCUGAACAGACGGCGGUGUGUCAGUACUGCUGCUUCGCCCGCUGCCACCCCAGCCACGGCCACGCCGUCACUGACGUGGAGCUGCGGCGCAACGACAUAAGACAAAGCCUGUUGAGACAGCAGGAGCGCGUGGAGGAACGAGUGCAGGAGAUCGAGGAACAGCUUUGCAAACUAGACUCUGACAAGUGUGUGGUCGAGGACAGGGUGUGUGAGCUGAAAGAGGAGGUGCGUUUGCAGUACCAGCGGAUGCAUCAGCUCUUGGAGGAGGAUCUCGGUCGGACACUGGAGGCUCUGGAGCGGGCUCAGGCUCGGUUCUGCCAGGACAACGCCGCCCAGGUUCUAGCUCUGGGAGAGCAGCGCCAUGAGGCCCAGAAGCUGCUGAGCUCCAUCCACACAGCCUUCAGUAAGGCAGAGGAACUGAGCUUCAUGAAAAACACCAAGCCUGUUAAAAUCCUCACAGACAGGUCUCAGGCAUGUGUGGGAAGCAGUCUGCCUCCUUACAAAGUGGGGAAUCUAAACUCAAAGCUGUUCCUUUCUGAAAUCUCCAAAAGAGAGAAGAGCUUGAAGAGAACGCUGGAAGCUCCCCUCACCCCUCCCUCGACCUUCCUGCAGUCUGUUCCUGCUUAUCCCAGCGGUCAGAGCUCUGCCUCUGGAGCAGAGAAACGGAAACAUUCCACUGCCUUCCCAGAGGGAAACGGGAACGUCGGAAAAAACACCACUCUGGGUUUCAAAGACUCCUCCUCCUCUUCCUCAUCUUCUUCCUCAUCGUUAGCUAAGCAGCCCUACCUGGGCUCAGGCUCUGCCUCUGGAGAAGGCCAGUCCACCAAUCAGCAACCUCUCGGCCCCUGCGGCCCACCUCACAUCAGCGAGAGCGGCGGGGCAGGAAGCGGAAGCGGCUCGCUGACCAACCACCACUCUGGUUCCGUGUUCGGCUCCUCACACUUUCCUCCCGGCGGCAGCAGCUCCUCUCACUCCUCCCAGCAGGCGGUGCUGCCACAAUACGGCGGCCGUAAGAUCCUGGUGUGUACGAUGGAUAACUGCUACUGCUCCGGAGUGCCCUCGGUGUCGGGCCACCGCAGUCAUCCCCCGUACCCGCGCUCGGGCUCUUUCCCCUGGGUCAGCGCCCAAGACUACCCUCCGCCUCCUGGCCUGGCCUCUGGAGGUCCGUCCAUGCAGGGCUUGGCAGUGAGGGACUGGAUAGACGCCUCACAGACACACAGACAUGCAGAUUUCUACGGGCUGUAUGGGCAGCCAUCUACAAAGCACUACGUCACCAGUUAACAGAGUAGACACACACACACACACAUACACACACACUUGGAUAUAGAGACAGGCACCAAAAUAGCACACCUUUACUGACUUCAUUACCGGAAAAAACACAUCAAUACUCUCUGAUAAUGCAGUUAUAGUCUACACACACUUAAAUUAAUGUUUAUAUCCACACACACACACACACACACACACACACACAGAUCUAGAACAUGUACACACAUUCGGGGGCAGGGUUGAUCUCUUUGUGUUUUUAUUUUUUUAUUUUCUUUAUUUUCGGUCAGUGUUUCAUGUAGUGUAUUAUACGUAAAAUGCAUAUACAGCCAACCGCUCACUCUUGGCACAACUCAGCUCAGUGUUUUACACGUUAAAAGACACAGAGGAGGGGCUGAAGACGUCCGGAUGAGAUGCAUCUUUUUAUUUAUAGAGCAGGAGACGAAUUGAUAGAAAAUGAACUUUUUAUUAGAAAAUCUUUCAUGCCUCUUCAAGGCUUCUCACUGAGGCUCGAGGGAAAAGAGAUAAUACCGUGCAGUGUUGAGCUUUCCAGUUUAGCGUCUCAUGUUUCUCUGAUAUAAUCACCCCUCCAGUUGUACUGAGGUCAAUUGCCUUAUGUUAUUAGCAUCAUAUUUUUCUCAGCCCAGCUGACUUACUUUGAUAGAUCCUUUAAAGAGGGACCACGGUCCCUUUGUGUCUCUUGAUGUUCUUUUUUUUUUUUCUCGUCAUGGCACUUCCUUUCUUUGCUGAGUUCAGGGAUGGAUAGUACGGCUUGAACACAAAACGCUCUUCCAUGGAACACCCACAAUGCACUUGUGGACGCCUUGUUAUGCCUGGACUACAGAUGCUGAACCACAGAGGGACACUAGAGCUGCGUCCAAAGGGCCGGUUGACCCUGACCCUCUGAGUUUUUGGGGAAUUCAACCCUUAUUCCUAGCACUCUUGUUUCUGGAGUGAGGAUCCAGUCCUCCCUUCAUGCUGCCAGGCUUCCCACAGGACAGAAAAUCUUCUGACAAAGACUGUUUCCAUUUAGUAAUGACUAUGACUUUGUGUUAUUUGGUACAUCCGUAGGUUUCAUGCUUGUCUUGAGAGACUCUUUGAUUGUUGAGAAAAAGGCAAAACUGGACAGACCAAACCAAUCAAGCAUCUGGAGGAUCUGAUGAUGCUGUAAUUGUACUUCCUGCAGGGCAAAGAUGUCACUUCCUCUCAAUAAGCACACAAGCUCUUGGCUUCCUGUUUGCAGCUGUAAGCAUGCAAGGAAGAGUUUUUUAAGCACUCAAAAGAAGAACAAUAGGGGAAAAAAACUGUAUGCAGUUUUAAAAAAGAGUGUAUGGAAGAAAAAAAAAAAGGGUGGGAGGAUUUUUUUUUUUUUUCAUGAACUUUUUCUAAAAGACUGGACUGCGAGAUGUAAGCAAUGGUCAUCAUCCUAAAAAGGAGCCGUUACAACAGACAUAAAGAUAGAAAAAAAAGAAAAAAAAACGACAUAAAAGUAUCUUUUUUUGUAAAUAUUUUGUGAAAUGGAAAAAUUACAGACGUGAUUUGGAGGAGGGUUCCAAAUAAACGAACAAAUUUAAA